This is a messenger RNA of Diachasmimorpha longicaudata, 1998 nucleotides long. RefSeq names its product probable oligoribonuclease. Bases 66 to 722 code for a protein of 218 amino acids. Gene Ontology annotation, molecular function: 3'-5'-RNA exonuclease activity; nucleic acid binding. Lineage: Eukaryota; Metazoa; Arthropoda; Insecta; Hymenoptera; Braconidae. The record is from RefSeq and is a predicted model, not a curated record. Gene Ontology annotation, cellular component: mitochondrion. The transcript is spliced from 6 exons.
CUAGAAUUCAAAUCUGAGAACACAUGUUAUUGCUGACGUUGAGAUUCAGUAUCUUUCCAUAAAAAAUGCUGAAAAUUGUGGAGAAGGCUGUUAGAACCUUGAAGCCCCUACCGCAUUACACAUGGCGACUUAACCUGAGCAAGCAAGUUGGAAUCAUGAAGACGGUAGCAACGUACUCGGAGCAGAACAUUGUGUGGAUGGAUAUGGAGAUGACUGGAUUGGACGCCGUCAAAGACCAUAUUCUCGAAGUCGCUUGUCUGGUCACAGAUAAGGAAUUGAACGUCAUAAGCAGUGAUUUCCACGAAAUUAUUCAUCAGUCUGAUGAAAUAUUGAAUAAUAUGAAUGAAUGGUGCAAAAAAAAUCACCAAGCAACUGGGCUUUGUGAUGCCGUUAGGAAGAGCGAAAUAUCCCUCGAAACUGCUGAGGAACGGUUAUUAAGUUUCCUGAAGGAAUAUGUACCUGAGAAAGCCUGUCCGGUUGCCGGAAACUCUAUAUACAUGGACAGGAUGUUCCUGAGAGUUCAUAUGCCAAUCGCGGACGAAUUCCUGCAUUACAGGCUUAUCGACGUGUCGACAAUAGCGGAACUGGCAAAGAGAUGGAAUGCGCCAGCAGUUUCAGCGGCUCCGAAAAAAAAAGAGUUGCACCGAGCGAUUGACGAUAUACGAGAGAGUAUAGAACAAUUGAAAUAUUAUAAGUCAACGUUUUUAAAAAGCCUAGAUUAACGUACUCCAACAUCGAAUAUAAUCAACUAUAAGUGGUGAUUCUAGAGAAAUUUGAUUGAUGAGCAGGCGAAUAUUGGGCACCUCACUGUCGCUAUAAGGUAUGAUUUAGGGAGGUAUUGUCAAGUGAGAAAGAGGGGACAAGGCUUUGCAAGCGCCACUUUCGCUGAUAUCUCAGGAAAUAAUAUAGCUAGGGCAAUUGGGCUAGCGCCAUUCGAUUUGUGAGACAAUUUCCGAUUUUUGCAGGGCUCCAGAAAUAUUCUAGAAUCCGUUUUCACGGUUUUCGCAUUUUUUCUGCUCCUGGGCCUCCUACAGCUAAAAGCUCCCUGUCCAGGUAGCCACGUUCUCCGAGGUAAUGCAUUACUGACAGGCACGUUUACCAGGCACUGCUACAAAAUUUUUGGAGUUGACGCCGUUCCAUAAGUGACAGCAAUCUCUCCUAUCAUCUUUGACACUACCUCCUUGUGUCAUAUCUUAGCUCGGGGGGGUGUCAUAUCUUACCUCCGUUCGUACUUGUUCAACUGUACAAAUGGUCAAUUGUACACAGAUUUUUCAGACGGCGAGAGCACCACUGUGCAGGGAUUCAACUGUCGAGAGAAAAAAUUAUCAAUCUCUACCUUGUCUACGCUGUUUAAUCGACCCUGCACCGCAUGUACAGAUGUGACUAUACCUAGUUUUUUCUCUCGACAGUUGAAUCCCUACACAGUGGUGCUCUCACCGUCUGAAAAAUCUGUGUACAAUUGAUCAUUUGUACAGUUGAACAAGUACGAACGGAGCCCCUCCACACUGUUGGUAUGAGGGUUCCGUCUGUGUCGCACAGAGGUCACAACUGAUGUUGGACUUUUGAUUAUUUAUUUAAAAAUAACUGAGAACGUAGCGAAACAGUUUAAGUGCAGUACAAAUUGGUACAAACCUUGUUCACACGAUAGAAUUAGUUCAUUUUACGAAGCAGUCACCUGUCACUUAUCUACCUACGAAUGAUAAAAAUUAAUUUACAAUUACUUUUUAAUGUUUGCCGUUAUGUAAGAGAGAAUUUUUAAAAAUAAAAUAUGUAUUUCUGGCGGAUUUGGAUUCGAGUUUGGUCCUGAAUUUACUAAUGGCUGCGAGUGACAUUUUCGAGGAGAACACAGAGAUUUGAGAAAGAAAACAUCGCUGCCGACAUCUGCCACACUUUUCCCCAACUAUUUACUCCAAAACUCAAAACCACGUCUAAAAAAAUUCCGAAAAAAAAAUUGUAAAAGUGAAAUAACUCGGAAAUAAAUAAAAUCCUCGGUGUUCC